AUGAUUGUUCCAGUUAGGUGUUUCUCCUGUGGUAAAGUUGUUGGUGACAAAUGGGAGGCUUACUUGAAUAUGCUACAGGAGGACGAGUUGGACGAAGGAACUGCGCUGUCGAGACUUGGACUCAAGAGAUAUUGUUGCAGAAGAAUGAUCCUGACGCAUGUAGACCUCAUAGAGAAAUUCUUGAGAUACAAUCCGCUAGAGAAAAGAGAUUGA
This is a messenger RNA of Lachancea mirantina, 213 nucleotides long. The record is from the annotation of a GenBank genome assembly. Lineage: Eukaryota; Fungi; Ascomycota; Saccharomycetes; Saccharomycetales; Saccharomycetaceae.